CACUGGCUCGGUGUUUUGAACGUGGUGUUGCCGGAGUCGCCGGCGUAGCGUGGCUCUUCUUGCUGUCCAAGCGGCGUAGCUGCCGUAGUUUCACCGAAUUUCAUCUUUCGACAAAGUUUCUUUGCCAUCGCGUUAUUGGUUCCAUUAGUUCAAGUUUCACAGGCUCAAGAUGCUGAAUAAUACAGCCAGCAUCAAGGACCGGGAGACGCUCUACAGACUCAUUAUUAGCCAAUUGUUCUACGAUGGCCAUCAGACGCUUGCAGUCAGCCUGUCCAACAUGGUGAAGGCGCACCCAGCGUGCCCCCCAUCCGACAGGUUGCUCAACAUAGUCAGUGCUGGCCUGCGAGCUGAACAAGAAUCAAAAGGCAACAAAGUUGCAAACUUGGACCAACCCUACAUGGGACCGGGAAUCGACUUGGAGUAUGAAACUGAAGCCGCCUCCCUUGCACCGGAACCUGCCUUGUACGAGACCUGUUACGUCACAUCACACAAGGCACAGUGCAGAGCAGGAACAUUCAGCCGUGAUGGGCAGCUUGUUGCAACUGGCUCGGCCGAUGCUUCAAUUAAGAUCCUCGACGUGGACCGCAUGCUGGCCAAAAGUGCCAUGCCCCCCGAGGUAGCAGCACAAGAGUCGGCACAGCAGAACAUGGAGACACAUCCUGUCAUUCGCACCCUCUACGACCACAUUGAGGACGAGCGCUGCAAAUUCGGAGUCCUCCCGCAACCUCAGCCGGCACAACUCGGCCAGCUCGCAGUCCGUCGGCGUCGCCGCCGCAACAGAAGGUCCCGCGGAAUCGCCUGCUGCGCUCCUCCUCCUCUCCUCCGGGUGCAUGCGGCCGGUGUAGUUGCAGUCAAGGACGACCAGCGUCCUGCACCUCCCGCAGGUAGCGGCGUCACCGGGGAGGGGAAGGAGGUGACGUGCCUCGAGUUCCACCCACGAGAGCAAAUUCUGGCAUCCGGCAGUAGGGACUACACUGUCAAGUUCUUCGACUACUCAAAGCCAUCUGUGAAGCGAGCAUUCAAGACAAUUCAUGAAGCGGAAAUGGUGCGAGCCCUAGCAUUCCACCCUUCUGGCGACUUUGUGCUGGUGGGAACCCAGCAUCCUACCAUACGACUUUACGACGUCAACACAGCCCAGUGUUUCGUGUCAAGCGUGCCUUCAGAUCAGCACAAGGGUGCCAUAAAUGCGAUUCGCUACAACAACUCUGGCAAGCUGUACGUCUCAGCUUCCAAGGAUGGUGAUCUGAAGCUCUGGGAUGGCGUGAGCAACAAGUGCGUCUGCACAUUCCCACAAGCCCACGACGGCAACGAGGUCUGCUCUGUGGUCUUCUCUCGUAAUGGCAAAUAUGUUCUGUCGAGCGGCAAGGACUCCAUUGUGAAGCUCUGGGAGCUAUCCAUGUCACGGUGCCUCAUUGCGUACACGGGUGCCGGAGCUACUGGAAAGCAAGUUCACAGGGCACAGGGCAUCUUCAAUCACACGGAGGACUAUGUUCUCUUCCCUGACGAGAAGACUACCAGCUUGUGCAGCUGGGACUCGAGAAAUGCUGAGCGGCAGCGUCUGCUUUCCUUGGGCCACAACAACACAGUCCGUCACUUGGUCCACUCGCCAACCGGCCCGGCCUUCCUGACCUGCAGCGACGACUUCAGGGCUCGUUUCUGGUACCGCCGUGUUGAGGCCGUUGACUGAGCACAUUGCGUUGUCCCAUCAACCGACGUCCAGUGCACAAAUCAUGCUUUGUUUGGUCACUUUGCCUCCACAGUCAUCCAUUCCCGAGACAGAAAAUGGCACACUAAGUGCAAAAUAAAGUGUGUCUUCUUA
Molecule: messenger RNA, 1819 nt
Organism: Dermacentor silvarum
Lineage: Eukaryota; Metazoa; Arthropoda; Arachnida; Ixodida; Ixodidae
Gene: CstF50
Product: cleavage stimulation factor subunit 1-like
Exons: 14
Coding region: 170-1687 (505 amino acids)
Biological process (GO): mRNA 3'-end processing
Cellular component (GO): mRNA cleavage stimulating factor complex
Molecular function (GO): protein binding; RNA binding
Source: RefSeq, a predicted model, not a curated record